AAUGUCUCUUCUGCUGCUGCCUCCGGCCACGAGACGGAGAGCGUCCAGCCAUUCUGACGAUCGUUGUCAACGGCCAUUAGUCCUGCACCCCGCGUGCUGUGCGUGACUGAAGGGCCGCCGAAGAUCAUCCUUGACGAACAAGCACGACAUGUCCCACACAAGUCCUUGACAUCAUGACAUUGGUCUCCCCCUUUUCAGGAACAUGUCUUCGAUGAUCUGAUUCUGUCGCUGCUUGAUGUCUCUCUACAACAGAAAUAGUGAAGCCACCUUCAGGCCGCUAUUCCUGCGCGUCGUCGUCUAGAGAAACGCCUCUCUUUCCCGCGUCGUCGCCAUUGCAAGGCCCUUGGCGACAGUCACUGUUCAGAGCAGCUCUCCCAUUUUAAUCCCGGACCAGUGCAAUUAACCCAGACAUGUCAAGGCGCGUAUCGGCAGCUGCUUCAGGGGUCCGACGAGUAACUAGGAGCACUGUAUCUGCACCGGUGAAAGGAAGAAACAAUGUUCAGGUCAAGAAGGAGGAUCAAGAUCAAGAUGGCAUAAUCGUCAAACAAGAGCAGGGAACUCCUCAGAAAAGGCGCACUUCGUCAUACCCAGAAGAGACACCAGCCAGGAAAAGGGUCAAAAAGGAGGACGACAUUGGCUUGAUCAGCCCAACUCCGUCUGAUGAGCCACACACGUUGGCGCCUUCUCCAAAGAAAUCCAAGCCCAAGAAGUCAGACUCCUCCGAUUUGAAGGCGAAGAAACUCAAGUCCUAUGCCCAGUUUGCCAACCAAUCCCCAUUCCCGGACUUUCACCACCCGACAUCUGAAGAAUGCAAGCUCGCCCACAAAAUCCUUGCCUCCCUCCACGGCCCUCGGAUCCGACCCAAAGAAGUGGUCGCCUCGACUACGCGAGCAGGAUGCGGCGACUCUCCCACCGUCCUCGACGCGCUGGUCCGCACCAUUCUCUCCCAAAACACGAGCGACGUCAACUCGACGCGGGCGAAGAAGAGCAUGGACAAGGUAUAUGGAGGGAGCGAUAAAUGGGACGCUAUUGUUGCUGGAGGUGAAGCGAAGCUUCAAGAGGCUAUCAAAUGCGGCGGACUCAGCGCGGUCAAGAGCAAAGUCAUCAUGAGCAUCUUGAAGCAGACCCACGAAAAGUAUGGCAAGUACUCGCUGGACCAUUUACACCAGGCGUCCAGUGAAGAGGCCAUGCAGGAGAUGCUGUCCUUCCAGGGCGUGGGGCCCAAGACGGCCAGCUGUGUCUUGCUCUUCUGUCUCCAGCGAGAGAGCUUUGCUGUCGAUACGCACGUCUGGCGCAUUACGGGCUUGUUGGGGUGGCGACCCAAGAAUGCCACGAGAGAUGAGACACACGCGCACUUGGACGUCAUGAUCCCGGACGAGGACAAGUACGGGCUACACAUAUUAUUGGUCACGCACGGAAAGAGGUGCGAGGAAUGUCGGGCCGGAGGGAAGAACCUGGGCAAAUGCGAAUUGAGGAAGGCCUUCCGGCAGAAAAAGAUACAGGGCGAGGCAGGAGAGGAAGCCCAGCAAGAGGAGAGGGAUGCAUUGAAGAAAGAGGAGGAAGAAGAGUGCUGAGUAGCCCUCCUCGUUGUGAUCUGUAUAAUCGUGUAAUAUUGGCAUUCCCACACAUCAAGUGUACAGAAUAGUUGGAGCGAGUAACUGUACCGGCUCAGGCGGCCGUUGCCAUGGUUGGAGCAAGGCUGAGAGCUGUACGUAAAAUGAUGAUGCUGGUGGCUUUUUUGUCUUUG
Cladophialophora immunda is the source of this 1747-nucleotide messenger RNA. RefSeq lists its product as uncharacterized. The record is from RefSeq and is a predicted model, not a curated record. NCBI's taxonomy places the organism in Eukaryota, Fungi, Ascomycota, Eurotiomycetes, Chaetothyriales, Herpotrichiellaceae. Gene Ontology annotation, biological process: base-excision repair. The coding region runs from base 411 to 1574 and encodes 387 amino acids. The transcript is spliced from 2 exons. Gene Ontology annotation, molecular function: catalytic activity.